Molecule: messenger RNA, 1262 nt
Organism: Vollenhovia emeryi
Lineage: Eukaryota; Metazoa; Arthropoda; Insecta; Hymenoptera; Formicidae
Product: fatty acid synthase-like
Exons: 4
Coding region: 573-1262 (229 amino acids)
Biological process (GO): fatty acid biosynthetic process
Molecular function (GO): 3-oxoacyl-[acyl-carrier-protein] synthase activity; fatty acid synthase activity
Source: RefSeq, a predicted model, not a curated record
UGCGUUUAUUAUUUUUAUCAAAUAUAUUUAUCGAAGAAAUAUACUUCAUCGAAGAUAAUAGAAUUAUCUUCGAGUGAGUUUCUUUCCAAGCUUGACGUUUAUUAUUGGCAACACAUAAUAAAUUUGAACAGAAAAGUAGAUACAAAUUUAUUUUGAAAAAUUAAAUAGUUAACUGUUACAAUUAGAAGCAACAAAUCAAGAACGCUUACAUUUUUUAAUCAAAUUAGCAUAAUACGACAUACUGUUACGUUAGAAAAAUUAAUUAAGGAAAGGUCACAAGGCGUCAUCCGGAAAAAUUUGACGUACAUGUAUGUACAUCCUCUGAUCGCGGAAUUGAAUAAAUAAAUUUGAAUUACACACUUAAUACAACAGAAGCUUAACAAUACAGCAUAAUGAUAUAACAAUCGUCUAUAAAUUGUAAGACUUACAUUUCAAUAGUCAUUUGAGGCGGUGUCUUCAUACAGAGUGGUUUUUUUUAAGUAGCAGAAUUAUUUUUCUUAGCCGAACUCACACGAUAUUACAGUGAUACUACCAAUAUCAAGAUCAGAUUAUCCGAGAAAAUAAUCGAAACCAUGGAUGAUAAAGAAUCUUGUAAUUCGUGGAACGGUAUAGACUCCGGCGAGGAGAUUGUUAUUUCUGGUAUAUCUGGAAGAUUUCCGGAUUCAGAUAAUAUGAAUCAGUUACAAAAAAAUUUAUUUAAUAAACGUGAACUUAUUAGAGCAGAUCAUGGGCGAUGGCGGACAGAACAUCCGGAUCUACCAAGACGUAUGGGAGUAAUUAAUAAUACGAGAAAGUUUGAUGCGGAUUUCUUCGACUUUCCUUUUGAGCAAGCGCAAAUAUUUCUACCUGAAAUAAAAAUAUUAUUGGAACAUUCUUAUGAGGCAAUUAUUGAUGCGGGGAUCAAUCCGAAACAAUUGCGAGGAAAAAAUACCGCCGUGAUCAUAGGGAACUCCUUGUGUGAAACACAACUUAACUUGAUGUAUACGGAUCUUAAGCUAAAUGGUCUGAAUGUUACUGGAUGUUCAAAAUCUUCACUGGCAAACAUGAUUUCGCACCAUUUUGACCUGAAAGGACCAUCACAAAUAGUCGAUACAGCAUGCAGCUCUAGUCUUUAUGCCAUAAACAUUGGUUAUCGUUAUAUCAUGUCGGGCCAAUGCGAAGAUGCGAUAAUUGGAGCUGCACAAAUAAAUAUUAAUUCAAUUAUAAAUAUGCACUUCUUUCGUUUUGGUACUUUUACUGAUAUUAAUUUUAUAAUACAUUAA